ACAGCAUAGACAACAUGGGUUAUGAAACUGGCAAAUACAUCCUGUUACAAAAACAUCGCAAAUGAUAAAUGAUUGAAGAGAGAGAGGGUGGUCUCUCAGCCUGAAAAAGGGUCUGGACCCAAAACGUCACCGAAUUCUUCUAUCUAGAGAUGCUGCUUAUCCCGCUGUUACUCCACAUUUUGUGUCCAUUUGUCAAGUGUUUCAUUGUCAUAAGUCACAGAUAGAACAAUGAAAUUCUUACGCAUGAUCUUUCUUAUAUGAUUAAGGAAAUGUUGAAUGGUUCAUUGUUAGCUGAGGGGAAGGUGACAACGAGGCUUACAGCAGCAACAUGAAGCAGGAGGACAGGGAAACUAGUCGGCAAGGGAGCAAGGGUUGCUUGCAGUUGGAGACUGACGGGAGAGAGAGAGAGGGGGUUGCUUGCAGUUGGAGACUGACGGGCACAGAUGAGGCGGGUCUGUAGCAGCAGAUGCGUGAGACGUGAUUUGACGCCGUGCGCCUGUGUGUUGGCGGAGCAGGUACGGCGCGAACGCAGUGCCUGGAGUUUCAUUUAACAAGGACUGCCACCCAACAUGUAACAAAGCAAGUGUGGAGGCAGUUUGCAACCAAGUAUGGACUUUUCGGGAAAGUUAAGACACACUUUCUUACUCUUGGGGACGUUUCUAUCUACGGCUGGGCUUGCUCUCGGGGCAUCUUUUUUUGGAGAGAGCUAUGUGCAUCUGAAAAUAGCAGAGGCCUCCAGCAAGUCGUCAUUAAGUUUACAAUUUCAAACCGCAAAAUCAAGUGGAUUACUUUUCCUUGCGGCAGGGGAAACCAAUUACUGGUUGGUGGAGCUAUGGUCUGGGCAUGUACAGGUAAAAUUGGAGCUUGGUUCUGGUGAAAAGGUUCUCCGCUCUGAAAGAGGGGUGGAGCUAAAUGAUUUGGCAUUGCACAUGUUGGAAGUACACCAUGAAGGUGAUGAUGUGACUCUGAUAAUCGACAAGCACAACACUAGUGUGAAGAUUCCAGAGCGCCAUGAACUUAACAUUCAACAUGGCAUUUAUGUAGGAGGUACUGGUGAGUUUGAUAAACCUUACCUGGAAGGAGCUGCAGAUUCAUUCCGCGGUUGCAUUGAUGAGGUGGUUUUCAACCAGUACGACAUCUUGUCCUCUUUGAGAACAUAUUCCGGCUUUAAAUUUGUUCAUGAGGUUUCAGCGGGCUGCAGUGAUGAUUUUUUUGCUGAAGACAGCGAUCCUAUCAGUCUAUUUAGUUACAAAUCGUAUCUUGAAUUUACUACAUGGAAUGCACAAGAGGAAGCAGUGUUUGAAUGUGCUGUAAGCACUGCUGAGCCAUUGGGACUGUUGCUAUAUAAUGCUGGCCAACAAGGUGAUUUUAUUACGAUGGAGAUUGCAGAGGGAUUGAUUCGAGUGGUUGUUGGGAAAUCUGGAAAGACGACACACCUCACUUCUCCAAGUCAAGUUAAUGACAACAUUUGGCAUUACAUUAAGCUGCAAGUGACAUCUAAGCGUAUUUAUCUCACUGUGGAUAAGGAAACCAUAAAAGCUACUCUGAGUCCUCGUGGCAAAAAUCUUAAGCUGUGGGGUCCACUGUUUAUUGGCGGCAUUGAUGAAAGCAACCGUGUUGAGGUCUUGAAGAUUGGUCUUCAGUCCCUUGCAGGAAGAAAAGCAAGAGGAGGAUCCUUCAGGGGUUGCCUAAAGGAUAUCAAAGCAAACUCAGAGAACAAAAGCUUGAAAAACGUGCUUGCGACAAAAGAUAUUUCAGCUGGAUGCACAGCGGUGAAAGAACUUUCUUCAACCGCGAAAACGACCCCUGCGCAAAUUCAAGUUAUUUCAACAACUUCCACUCUGCAGAAGGCACUUAAAUCCACAGAAAAGCCGAAGACGAAGAAAUUCCUGACUCUCAACAAUCUAGUAGUUGCAGAGGGAGGACAGGCAGCGCUAGAGACUAAACACAUACAAUUGAACCUGGAGUUCAGUAAGUUAGGUCUACAACAGUCACAAAUAGUAUUUAAGAUAGCAAAGCAUCCAAAGCAUGGAAAUCUGAAAUUGGACACUGAUUCAGAGCAUGAGCAGAAUUCAUUCACAUUGUCGGACCUCUGGCAUGAAAAAGUACUUUAUGUUCAUGAUGGAUCUGAGCAUUCCCAUGAUCAGUUCUUGUUUUCUGUCAUUACAAAUAACAUGUCCCCAAAACACCUGAAAGGAGACAAGCUGUAUAUUUUUAACAUUACUAUAACUCCAACCAAUGAUGCUCCAGAGCUUGUCCUUCCAGAAGGUAACAUAUUCAGUUUGCUAGAGAAUUCCAAGAAAUGUCUUGCCAGCAAUGUGAUUAAGGCCAUUGAUGUUGACACUAAUUCAACAGAACUUCAUUUCACCAUUCUAGGUAAUCUUAAUGCAAAUGCAGGAUUUUUAGAAAAUGCCAUUAAUCCAGGUACUCCUAUCAGCACAUUCUCCAACACUGAUCUGGAAGAAGGAAACGUAUACUACAUUCACCGGGGUGUUCGUACCUCAAGGAUUGUGUUGCGUGUCAGUGAUGGGGAUAGAGUGAGCAACACUGUCGUUUUGCGUGUAAUGGCUGUACCUGUGGAUUAUAAAGUAGUCAAUAAUACAGGUAUGGUAGUGAGACAGAGUGAUGCAGCCUUAAUCACCAAUUACAAUUUGUCAGUUGAAACUAAUGCAGUUAAUCAGGAAGUGGAAAUACGUUAUAAUAUUGCUAAACCUCCAACGUAUGGAGAAAUUCAACGCCUGCAUUCUGGUGGGGAAUGGAAGCAAACUAAUUCUUUUUCUCAGCGAUCAGUCGAUCGGAGCCGAAUACGAUACUUUGGCAUUUAUCAUAAAAUUCAGACUAGAAAUGUUACUGAUAUGUUCAAAUUUAAAGUUAUUAUAGGGAGCAAAACGAGUGAGGAGCUGGUUUUUCCCGUAACCGUGAAGUGGUUUAAUUUCAAGCUCCUAAAAAAUCUGUGGUUGAAGAUUAAUAAAGGGAAGAAACAAGCGCUCACCUCUGAGAAUCUCCACGCUGUCAUAGAAGGUGUUGGCAUCCCUGAGAGUGAGCUACGCUACAUGUUGGUGACUGUACCCAAGAGAGGACAACUUCUGAUGGAUAGCAAGAUAUUAACACAGAAUUCUUCUUUCAGUCAGAAAGAUGUAUCUGCUCAGAGGGUGGAAUAUGAACCAAUUGGAAAGCUUCAUGAAGACAAAGAAGACUUUUUCAGCUUUCAGCUUUCCUUCAAGCAAGUAGUAUCAGUAAAACAUAAUUUCCGUAUAUUUAUUAAAGCUGAUGUCAAUUCUAUUAAUUUAACAAAUAAUGGUCUCAAUUUAGCAGAGGGAGAAGGAGAACUAAUAACAAGAGCAGAAUUAUAUGCAGAAACCUUGACCACUAAAAAGUUCUUGUACUCUAUUGUACAGAGUCCCAGACAUGGCAAAUUGAAACGAAUCAAUCGCUCUGAUUCAACUGAUAGUAAUGAUAAUAUAACAUCCUUUACUAAUGAAGAUAUUGUUGGACAUCGUCUCAUGUAUGUGCAUGACAAUUCUGAGUCUACACAUGAUGAGUUUAUAUUUGAGGCCACAGGCAAUUCGGAAACUGGCUCUUUAUCUGCUCUAGGGUCGUUCACCGUAACUAUUCAACUAAAAAAUGAUGAGAAGCCCAUUCGUGUUGUAGACAAAGUGUUCCAUGUGGUAAGGAGUGGUCAACGGCUGUUAACCUCUGAAGAUCUUCGCUACCAUGAUCCCGAUUCGGACUUUAAUGAUGCGCAGUUGUUGUACACUCGCCGGGGUAUCUCAAAUGGUGACCUAGUUUCAGUAAAUGACCACUCCAAAAAACUCUUCCAGUUCUCUCAAGAAGACCUUGAGAAGAAACGUGUUCUUUUUGUGCAUCAUGGUGCAGACAGUAGCAGAUUUGUCUUGUUCGUUACUGAUGGCAAACACUACACAUCGUCUCUACUGGAAGUGAGAGCCUCUGAUCCGUACAUUCAAAUAGCCAACAACACAGGUCUUCUGGUGCAGAAGGGACAAGGAGAGUCAAUAACAACAGCCAAUUUCAGUGUUAAUACAAAUCUUUACAUCACAGACGAAAGUGAAAUUAUUUAUAGAGUGUUUCUGUUACCAAAACAUGGGGCACUGUAUUUAAAUGAUAUACGCACAGAGUCUUUCACACAGAAUGAUCUGAGGAAGGGAAGCGUCAUGUACCGACAUGACAACAGUAACAACCUUGUGGACAUUUUCAAUUUCACAAUAAAGGUCAAGAAUAUGCUGCUGGAUGGGGGUGUUAAUGUUCGUAUAUACCUGGAAAGCCAUCAGCGUGCUCCAAAAAUUGUGCACAACAGCAAUUUGUUGGUUGAGGAGGGAAAACCCGUGAAGAUCAGCAAAACAAAUCUGCAGGUGAUUCAUGAGGAUAAUCUGCCAUCUGAAAUAAUUUACAAAGUGAAUGUUGCACCUGCUCAUGGCUACAUACGAAGCUUUACAGAAACCGAAGGAUUCUACGUCGGUACAGAACAUAAUCCCAUCCAGUACUUUAGUCAACAAGACGUAAAUGAUGGCAGUAUCCAAUACGUGCAAGUGAGAAAAAAUCAGACAAAGGAUAUUUUUACCGUGGACAUCUCUAAUGGAAUAGUAGAACUGUCUGAAAUUCCUAUCAUGAUCGAUAUUAUUCCAACCCUGAUUCCUGUCAAAAUACAUAACUUUACAAUAGAGGAAGGUGCAUCUAAGGCAUUGACUGAAGACUUUAUAAAAAUUGCAAGUCCACAUUUUGCAGAGCUUAAUUUUGAAUAUUUAUUAAUAAAAGUACCAAACCACGGGCACAUAGAAAACUCCCAUUUUCCUGGACAGACUCUCUUGUCAUUUACUAGACAUCAGGUUGAGGAAGAGUUUAUUUACUACGUUCAUGAUGACAGCGAGAGUCUUUGGGAUAACUUCUCCAUAAUGGUGAACGAUAUCCAGUUAAGAAAACAGAGUUUGCUUUGGACAGUUUUCAUUAACAUUAUACCUGUGAAUGAUGAACCCCCCAUCAUUGUUACUAAAAAAGAAUUUAAAGUAUGGGUUGGCUCAAUCACAGAGAUAACAAAAAAUGUUCUGAAUAUAGAAGAUAAAGACUCGAUCCCCAAAGAAUUAGUUUACUCUGUCACUCCUCCUAGCAAUGGCCACCUUGCUCUAAAGAUGUCACCAAAUAAGCAUAUUGUCAACUUUACCCAGCUUCAUAUAAAUAAUGGUCAACUUGUCUUUGUUCAUAAUGGAGCCAUGUCAGGUGGAUUUAAUUUUCAGGUUACGGAUGGAUUAAACUUUACUCCUCGACAAAUCUUCACCAUUACAGCCGCAGCUUUAGUGAUAAACAUGGAAACAAAUAACGGUUUACACAUCUUCCCAGGAAUGUUACAAUUUAUUAAUUCCCAACAUUUAAAAGCUGUAACCAAUGAUGCCAACAUUGAAAAUCGACUCAUAACAUACACUGUGGUGGACUUUCCAAAGCUUGGCAGAGUUGUGAAGGUUGAGAAGGACAAUGUGACGCUCGAAGUGGCUAACUUCACCCAAAGAAUGGUUGAUGAGAAUAUGAUUGCAUAUGAGCAUACACACACUGAGGCUGUAAAUUGGAGUGUUGAAGACUCAUUUCAAUUUAUAGUGUAUUCCUCACCGGCCUCAUUGGAACCCCAGGAGUUUCACAUCAUCAUCUCGUAUGAUAUUGUUGGACGAUCCAGUCGUCUUCUUGCAAAUGCAGGCGCUACUGUUACAGAAGGUGAAAAAGUAAUAAUUGACAAAUUCAAGUUGGAUGCUUCAAACCUAAUGGCCAGACUUCCGGAAUCUCAGCGCUUGCUGUAUGAAGUAUGGUAUCAAGUGACAUCCUUGCCAGUGUAUGGUGUGAUUAUUGUUGGUGAGCGUAACAUUACCAAGCAGAAACCCUACUUUUCGCAGUUUAUUGUGAACAAGUAUGGGAUAGCCUAUCUGCACGAUGAUUCAGAAAGCCUUAAGGAUAACUUUACCUUUGCUGCAUGGGGAAACCUAAAGAGCAAAGUUGCAUCAAGGCCCUUGAACGACAGUGAAGUGGUGGAAGAGAUGUUCAAUAUUACCAUUAUUCCAGUUAAUGAUCAACCCCUGGAGCUGAAAAGCAAAGCUCCCAGUUUGAAGGUUAUGCAGGGUUACAAUGCUGCAAUUACUUCUGACCAUUUAAAUGUUGUAGAUUUAGAUAACGCUCCAGAAGAAAUUAAAUACAGCAUUAUCAGUGGACCGAAUAAUGGCUAUGUGGCAGCAUCAAAGAAUCUGAGUGGGUCGAUCAAGCACUUUACUCAAGCUGAUAUAAAUAGUGGUGAAAUCUGGUUUGUUCAGGAUGGAAGCUCAUCAUCUGCGGUGUUUUACUUCAGUGUCACUGAUGGCAAACACCGACCACUGUACAAAUUAUUUAAUUUUGAGGUUAUACCUAUAGUCAUCACGCUUAUAAACAACACUCAACUGGAAAUUCAACAAGGACAAAGUAUUUGUACUAUCACCAAUGAACACUUGGCUGCACAAACUAAUGGGAAAGUUACGAUGAUACUUUAUGAAAUAACUAGGCCCCCACGGGCUGGACACAUUUUACUUGGAAACAACAGGGUGACCUUGUUUGAACAGGACGACCUUGUAAAAGGACAUUUGGUUUAUCAUAUGACCAACCUUUCUGCAUCACAGGAUAGUUUUGAGUUCAUGGUAAAGACUUCUGAAGGUAAUGUCACUGAGCAGCUAGUUAGCAUUAUUGUACGGCCUCUACUGAAAAUGGCAGAAGACUUUAAGAUACCAUCUGGAACUACUUGCUAUUUUGGAACAGAUGUGCUUGAUGCAAGUAGAUUGGCCAACCAGACUGGAAGUGUUCCCAGGUUUGAAAUAAAACAUUUACCUAUCUAUGGUAGAUUUGUAAGACCAAACCACAUGGUCAGAGGCCACAGAGAAGCCACAAACAUUUUUACUCAGAAAGACAUUGAACUAGGUCUUGUUCUGCUUGAGGUUGAAGCCAAUAUGACAGGAAUAGACUUGUUGAAUGAUUCUUUUGUAUUUAUUUUGACUGCAAACGAUGUCCAACCAGCGGAGGGUGUCUUUCUCUAUAGCAUUAUCCCGUUUAAUGGUUCCACAACACUAAACAACACAUGUGAAAAUCCACCACCUCUCGAUUCAUUUACAUCAGUUGCAGCAACUUCAGGAAGUUUACGACUUGGAGCACAAACAGAGGUUCCCACUCUCAAGCCUACUACAAUUAUGCUACGGUGGCAAGACAAAUCACACUGGGAAAAUCGUAAGAGUAAUGCCUCUGUCCCAGAUGUGACAUUGAGAGGUUAUGUGCCACGGGUAACAAUAGGGCCAGUCGGUGCAAAACCUGUUGCAAAUCCCAUUCGCAGUUCCAGGUCUCUGUAUAUAAUUCUGGCCCUCUCUUUUCUAGCACUUUUGAUCAUCGUUAUCUUUAUUGUGAUUUUGAUAAAACAAAAGAAGAAACCAAACCGCAAACCUUUAACAACUAAUUGUCCUAAUAACGGUGGCAUAAACACUACGAGCUUUCUCCCAGUAGAGAGGAGCCCAACAGUGCCGUCUGUCACCGUCACGCACCUUAAUACUGGUAAUAGCAGCAGUCCCUCAUUGGCAGACAGACAGAACCAAACUUCCUCAACAGCCUCCAAGUCAAACGAAACCGCGACUUUACUUAAUAACUGUAAACAGAUUGAUGCAGAAAUGGUACAGCAUUGUCGUACGACCAAUCCAACCUUGAGGCACAAUCAGUAUUGGGUUUGACAAGGUAACAAACCUAUUUCUAAUAGUAAACAUUGCAAAGCAAACUUUAUUCAGUUGGAAUCUCAAUUUGGUGUUCAUUUUUACAGAAAAUGGCCAGAACGUAAAAGUGACAACAUGACAUCUUGAAAAUUAUGUUUUCCACUGAAGUUUCCAAAAUAUUUAAAACGACAGACGGAUAUAAUUGUCCAGAUAUUAAGUCAAUUUGCAUGAUUUAUGAAUUUAUGCAUGAAACAUCUACAAAAAACACAUUGUAUGAAUGAUUAGAAUUGUUUGUGCCUAUUUCCUGUUGCAUUUCUAUCCAUCAAAAAAUUGGACAGGACACAUGCUGUUACUAUCCACGCUAAUACAAGUAUUACUUCACUGUCAUAUUUUGCUUACAUGAUAUGUCUUCAAUAUGCACACCCUCCAUUCAUUAGUUACAGUAGAAAUCAGAUCAAAAGAUCUUGACCUAUCACUUAUUUUUGGUCUGAAUAAAGGAGGAGCACUUCGAGCUGAAAGUGUUGAAUCUUGCAUUAGGGUAAAGUGGAUGGAUAUCUUCAGGUUAUAUUUGCCUCAACCAGCAGUACUAAGCUGCUGCUGUGGCUUGGGGUGCGAUUGGUCUACUGCACAUUGGUGGGAGGAAGACUCGCAUAUGGACACAAUAUGCCAUUACACCCAUGCUCCCCUUUUCUCAACACCUCUGUGGUUUGUAACAAUCCCCCAUCUCUAUGACAGCCUGUGCCAAAAGUCUGCUUGAUCGAGCAGGUCAAAUUAUAAUGAUUCUUAAAAUGAGGAGUCGUAGAAUCAUAGCUAUAUAGCACAGAAAAGGGCCCUUCGACCCAACUGGUCCCUGCCAACCAAUUAGGUCUGGGUGACUGGAGCUAGUUCUAUUUGGUUAUAUAUGCCUCAUACACCAUCCAAAUGUUUUUAAAAUGUCUUGUAAUUGUACCUGUCAUAAAUUCCCUUUCCCAUUCCCAUACUGACCUUUCUGUCCUCCUCCACUGUCAGAGUGAGGCCAAACAUAAAUUGGAGGAACAGCAUCUCAUAUUUUGCUAGGGCAGCUUGCAACCCAGCUGUAUGAAUAUUGAUUUCUUUAACUUCAAAUAACCCUUGCAUCCCCUCUCUCUCCAUCCCUCCACACCCUAGUUGUCGUACUAGUUUUACUGUCUUCAUGUUGGUUCUUCUGUCUGUAUACUCGCUGUCACCUAUCCCACAGUUAACAAUGGCCUAUUGUGUGCCUCACAUUUCCUUGAUUAUCAUUGCUUUUUGUAUAUCUUCCAUUCAUUUCUCUUAAGUACUGCCUAUAUCUCUUGUUCCUCUUCCCCCUGAUUCGCAGUCAUGAAGAAGGGUCACAACCUGAACGUCACCUUUUUUUCCUCUCCAGUGAUGCUACCUGACUCGCUGAGUUACUCCAGCUUUUUGUAUCUAUCUCCUCUGGCUGCUCAUUCCAGAUAUCCCCCACCCUCUGUAUGGAAAAAUUUGCUCCUGGGUCUAUUUUAAAUCUUUCCAUUCUCACCUUCAAUAUAUGCAGUCAUGUUUUAGACAUCCCUACCCUGGGACAUCCCAGUCACCUUUUUUUACGCCCCCAAAGAGGCCAUUGUAAUUUAAUUUUAGAGCAAAAUUGCACAAGUUAAGCAAUAUUUUGGUGUCCUUGGAUUUCUCAAAGUUUUUCCAAGUAAAUAUUGAUUUCACGAUUUUUAAUGAAGGUCUAAAAUCACAUACCUUUCCUAAAGAUUGUCUUUCUUAGUAACUUUGUUUACCAAGCAAAUGACAUCCUGAUGCCAUUUCAUUGUUUAGAUUUGCUUAAUUGAACCACUAUGUAAUUCUGUGUGAUCCAUAUGGAUAAGUAGCAGAAACCUGAAGCCACGCGCAGAGCGAACCCUCGGCUCUGGAGGGAGGAGUCGAGUGUCUCGUUGUGGGAGGUGCAGGUCACGGGGCUCCCAAGGGAAUAUUUAUGGUCAGGCAACGCCCGUGCCCUUUUGUAGGAGUAGGGAGCAGUACUGUGAGAACCAUUAAAGACCGAUUGAUUACACAAACUUUGUGUCCCAUUUCAUUCCUGGCUGGACUUCUGCGAGUCCCGCCACAUUGGUGACGCCGACGUCCAGAAUUGUCAUUCUGGAAGAGAAAAUGCGCCCCGCUAACGCCUAACGCGUUGUUGCCGCCGACCAGGCCGAAGUGAACGCAGUUGCCUUGAGGUUACCAACCUUCUGGACCUUGCAGCCGCAGGUAUGAUUCCGGGUGGCCAAGUCCUAAUUCCAUAUCCGCGGGGUGAUGAUCGUCGAAACCCGUUAUCACUGCGUCAUGAGUGCACUCGACCAGGAAACAGUCGGUCAGGUGAUGUUGUUCCUGGACAAUCUGCCAGCGGUGAAUAAAUAUGAAGGUAUUUAGGAGCUGCUGCUCCGUGCCUUCGGGCUCAGCCGCCUGGAGCGAGCAGCGCGCAUACUUAACAUGGGCGGUUUCAGCGACCAGAAGCCUUCGGCCCUCAUGAACGAGAUGCUCACGCUCAUGGGCGAGCGCCGGCCCUGCCUACUUUUAGAAUACAAGUUCCUCCAGCAGAAGCCGCGUGACCAGGCAGCAGGAAGUGGGCGCAUAAGAAGCUGAUACAAGAAUGUGGUGUUUCUACCACCUGCGCUGGAGUUCAGCAGUCUGCCAAUGCUGUCCGAAUGUUCGUUUCCAGGAAACGAUGGGGCCCGCCGCCGAUAGUCACCGCGGUGGUCAGCAAGAUCCAUCGCAUGGGAUCGGCGAUCGGGCAUGUGUCGCGGGAUCUGGCAUAUCCAGAGGACAAACGAUUGUGUGUGGUAACACAUUUCAAGUCAAGUCAAGUCAAGUCUAUUUGUCACGUACACAUACGAGAUGUGCAGUGAAAUGAAAGUGGCAAUGCUCGCGGACUUUUGUGCAAAAGACAAACAACCAAACAAAUUAUAAACACAAUCAUAACACACAUAUUCUUUUACACACCACUACCUGAGAGUUACGGAGAACCUCAGAGGCUCAGAACAAUCGGUCCUCAUCAGCCUCAAAAAACCACACCACAAGGUGUCAACACAAACUAUCUCCAGAUGGUUAAAGGAGGUAAUGGUGGUAGCGGGAGUAAACACUCAUCUUCAAAUCUCACUCCAUCAGGGCUGCAUCUACAUCGGCAGCAAGAACGAUGGACGUACCCCUUGAUGACAUCCUAGCGGCUGCAGGAUGGGCGAAUGAAAGAACGUUCCAACGGUUUUAUAACAAACCCAUAACUGGACCAGGGGUAUUUGCUCAUGCCAUCUUAAGUUCUGUUACCUAGGUUUCCCCCAGGUUGGGUGGGGGAGCUAUUAAAAAGAAAAUUAUUUUCUUUAAAGCAUCAGUGUCUUUACAAACUACGUUAUGUCUGAAUGCUUUAAUAAUACUCUCAUCCAUGGUCAAUCCAUUCAGUGUGAGACGCCUUGAUUCGUAACCGGCGUGAAAUCACAGAGCUUUGAAAUCUUCACGUAGUCACUCACGUGACUCCGAAGUAAAACAGUAAGAUUAAACGAGAACUUACCAGUUUGAAGUUUGAUCUUGAUUUUAUGAGGAGUUACGAUGAGCGAUUACGUGCCCACCGCUCCCACCCUCAUACUAUCAAGGUCAUAUAGAAGUUCUUCACAAUCUUACUAUUCUCAGGUCUUCUCUUUAUCUGUGAUUUAACACCGCUGCUUUAAAGAUUGACGCGCACGCAGACGGACGGCCCUUCUUCACGUAAUCGCUCAUCGUAACUCCUCAUAAAAUCAAGAUCAAACUUCAAACUGGUAAGUUCUCGUUUAAUCUUAUUAUUAUAGACCUGUUAGUUUGACCUCAGUGGUGGGCAAAUUAAUGGAAAGGAUACUUAGAGAUAAUAUAUAUAAGCAUCUGGAUAAACAGGGUCUGAUUAGGAACAGUCAACAUGGAUUUGUGCCUGGAAGGUCAUGUUUGACUAAUCUUCUUGAAUUUUAUGAAGAGGUUACUAGGGAAAUUAGUUAGGGUAAAGCAGUGGAUGUUGUCUAUAUGGACUUUAGUGAGGCCUUUGACAAGAUUCCUCAUGGAAGGUUGGUUAAGAAGGUUCAAUUGUUGGAUAUUAAUGCAGGAGUAGCAAGAUGGACUCAACAGUGGCUGAAUGGGAGAUGCCAGAGAGUAAUGGUGGAUGGCUGUUUGUCAGGUUGGAGGCCGGUGACUAGUGGGGUGCCUCAGGUAUCUGUGUUGGGUCCACUGAUGUUUGUCAUAUACAUCAAUGAUCUGGAUGAUGGUGUGGUAAAUUGGUUUAGUAAGUAUGGCAGAUGAUACUAAGAUAGGUGGUGUUGUGGAUAAUGAAGUAGAUUUUCAAAGUCUACAGAGAGAUUUAGGCCAUUUGGAAGAGUGGGCUGAAAGAUGGCAGAUGGAAUUUAAUGCUGAUAAGUGUGAGGUGCUACAUCUUAUCAGCAUUAAGAUGCUACAUCUUGGCAGGACAAAUCAAAAUAGGACGUACAUGGUAAAUGGUAGUGAAUUGAGGAAUGCAGUUGAACAGAGGGAUCUAGGAAUAACUGUGCAUAGUUCCCUGAAGGUAGGGAAGAUUCAAACAAGAGGACAUGACUUCAGAAUUAAGGGACAGAAGUUUAGGGGUAACAUGAGGGGGAACUUCUUUACUCAGAGAGUGGUAGCUGUGUGGAAUGAGCUUCCAGUGGAAGUGGUGGAGGCAGGUUUGAUUUUAUCAUUUAAAAAUAAAUUGGAUAGGUAUAUAGACGGGAAAGGAAUGGAGGGUUAUGGUCUGAGUGCAGGUAGAUGGGACUAGGGGAAAAUAAGUGUUCGGCACGGACUAGAAUGGCCGAGAUGGCCUGUUUCCGUGCUGUAAUUGUUAUAUGGUUAUAUAAGCCCCUUGUGUUCUCCAAGUUCUCGGAUCCUUGGUCCGCCCACCAGCAGCGCCAGCUCGCGUCAAUUUCGGAGUUCACCACUGACAUCCGACACAUUGCCGGUAAAUAUAACCUGGUUGCGAAUGCGUUGUCCCGCCUGGUUAUCACAGCCAUUCUCAACGUGGUUUCCGGAACUGACUACACCGCCUUGGCUGCGGUGCUGUUGGUGGACGAGGAGAUGCUGGCAUAUCGAACUGCGACCUCGGAUUUGGUGCUCAAGGACGUGCCGUUGGUUCCCUCGGGCAGUACUGUGCUGUACGACGUGCCCACGGGGCAGCCGCGGCUUAUUGUUCCGGCAGCCUAGCGCCGUCGCAUUUUUGACGAAAUUCAUGGGAUUGCCCACCCACCUAUCCAGGCCACGGUGGUGAUUGUGGCCGCGAGGUUUAUACGGCACAGGUUGCGGAAGCAAGUCGGUCGCUGGGCCCGGGCAUGCAUUCCGUGCCAAACAUCAAGGGUACCUCGGCACAUCCGGGCACCGGUUCACGAAUUUGCAGUGCCUCGCCGACGCUUCGACCACGUGCACGUGGACAUCAUGGGGCCGCUGCCUCCAUCCCGGGUGUUCUGGACCUGCUGACGAUGGUGGAUCAUUUUACACGGUGGCCGGAGGCCAUCCCGCUCAUGGACACAUCUGCCCAGCCGUGCCCUCGUGGCCAAUUGGAUUCCCCACUUCAGGGUGCCGCUGGGCAUCACUUCCGACCGGGGUGCCAGUUCAUGUCCGAACUGUGGUCUGCAAUGACCAAUCUGCUGGGGACACAGCUCCACCAUUCGACAGCAUACCAUCCCCAAUCGAAUGAGUUGGUGGAGCGGUUCCACCACUAUUUAAGGACGCCUUGAAGACCCGCCUCACGGGCCCUGAAUGAAUGGACGAGUUGCCGUGGGUCCUGCUCGGAAUUCGGACCACCCCGAAGGAGGAUUUAUCAUCGUCCUCGGCAGAAUUAGUUUAUGGUGCUCCGCUCACCGUUCCCGGGGAGUUUAUCCCGGUCGCUGAUGGGUCCCGGGAGCCGCCGUCAUCUUUGUUGUGUGCUUGCGGCAGAGGGUCAACGCCUUGUCUCCCAUCCCGCGUCUCGUCAUGGGGUGGCUCCAUUCCAUGUGCCACCAAUGCUCGCGGACAGUCCUUGCGUCUUUCUGCGCCACGACGCCCACAGGUCGUCCUUGCAGCGCCUUUAUGAGGGUCCCUUUCAGGUGCUGCGGCACUGGCAAACGACGUUUGUUUUAUAUCGAAGUCUUGUGAUGAGACUACGUGAAGAACCCACCAGCCCGCAUGCACCUCAAUACGUCGACGCAUGGCGCGAGAUUCAGAUGGGGAAUGGACGUCAGGAUUCCCCAGCGAUACAGCUUUAAAAGCCGGAAGAUAAGCACACGGAGAAUGGUCGACGUUGGUUUAAGUCCCAAGAAUGGAGAAACCUAAAACCAAAGGCAAACGUGCAGCUGAAUAGUCAGCAGCAGAUAACCGCGGCGACGGGAGAGGUCGGUGGCCGUCGGUAUCUAUCUCGGAAACGCUGGCAGGCACAGCCUGCACAGCAACCUCCGCUUCAGCUCCAAAAGGGAGCAGUUUGGUAACCCCGAGUUUGGGGAAGGCCAGGCCAAAUCGGCAAAAAAUGUCCAAAAGGACAAUUCUGGGCAGGAAGGUACCAACUCAACGUCCAUUGAGGAUAUCAUCUGCCGGCUCUCAAAAUUAGAAAAACCUGAUUGAGAGGCUGGUGGAAGGGAAUGUGCUCCGUACACAGUUCCAGUCAGAUGCAUGCGGCAGCAGUACCUGGUUCAGGGUUACAUUAUAAUAUCUCCCGCUCAGAGGAGGGAAGUGUUGAGGAUUAUUACAUGGUUGACUCUGACUGUGGGGAAAUCGACAAGGAACUCGAAUCCCCUGAACAAGUGGAUGAUAAAGAAACAUAGAAAAUAGGUGCAGGAGUAGGCCAUUUGGCCUUUCGAGCCUGCACCGCCAUUCAAUAAGAUCAUGGCUGAUCAUCCAACUCAGUAUCCUGUACCUGCCAUCUCUCCAUACCCCCUUUUGCUUUUGGCACUUAUUUCAGCGCAAAGAGCUCAAUCUUUGCACAAACACUGUCUGGAUAACUCUGUUGUAUCUGACAAGAAAGUGUUAUUUUCGUGAUCACAUUCUCGCAACGCCAGGAUGGUCAGAUGAACGCACGUUUCGGAAGUUUUAUAAUAAACCGAUUAACAGAACUGGGCAAUUUGCAGAUAGAAUUCUGGUUUGUGUUAAUUAAGACAUUUGUCUAACCCGAUGUAAUGGGAUUUUGGUUUGUUAAGGGCGAUAUACAUGUAUGUAUAAUUAGCAUCAUGUUUGAAUGGCCUAUGUUUUUCUUUCAACCAUUUAUGGUUUAUCUGUGUAAUGUGUUCACAUACAGAUUGGUUUACUGCAUGAAACUACAGAGCUUCGAAGGCUUCACGUAGUCUCAUCACGAGACUUUGAUAUAAAAUAGAAAGAUUAAACGAGAACUUACUAUUUGAAGUUUGAUCUUUAGUUUAUGAGAAGUCGGAGUGAGAGACUACGUGCCCUCCACUCCCAACCCUGAAUCUCAUAAAGAUCAUUCGGUAAGUGAAGGGUUAUUAAUCUUUCUAUAGUUUAAUUUGGUGCAAGUGGUCUGUGGUUUCAUACAAUUGCUUCGAAGUUUGACGCGCAUGCGGGCUGGCGGGUCGUCAUGUGAUGGCACCUGGUGGUGAACCAGGCACAGAGCGAACCCUCGGCUUUGGAGGAAGGAGUCGAGUGUCUUGGUGUGGGUGGUGCAGGUCACGGGGCUUCCCUGGGAAUAUAUAAGGUCGGGCAACGCCUGUGCCCUUUUAUAGGAAUAGGGACCAGUACUGUGAGAACCAUUAAAGGCCGAUUGAUUACACAAACUUUGUGUCCCGUUUCAUUCCUGGCUGGACUUCUGCGAGUCCCGCCACACAGGUUAUAAUUCCAUCACCUAAAUAUUCACCACUUUAUAUUUUAUGUGGAGGGUUAUGAAUAAGGUAAAUAAAAAGUGAGAGACAGACAUGAACACACAUAGAACCUCCUAAACGUUUUAUCACUUCUUCAGUACAGAGUAUCAGAGUAAGAUUCAGUCGAACGCACAGCAAAAGACCCUCUGGCCUAAUUCAGUAAAAUGGAAUAACUUCACCAUUAUAAAAAAAAAUGCUUUUCACUUUCAAGUGACAGUGUACUUGAAGCAACUAAAAUCAAUUGUUUUCCAUUAAACAUGGUUGAAUAUGUUGGGAAGAAACAGUUUACUUUUAGUUACACAAUAAGAAUAAGUUUGCGUUUUAAGUAAUAGAUAUGAAAUUCCUGAGAAACUUUAAUUGUAAGUUAAACACCUGCAUGAAGUAACAAAAUAGUGUUUUUUUUUUUAACUAAAUUUUUGCUAGAAUUAGUAAAAGCAGAUCUUCCUACAAAUGAGUAAUGGAUUUUUUAAAAAACUUUUAACACAAUCACCAACCUUUCAAUGCACAAUUGUGUUAAAGUGAUUAAAGGACUGCUAAGAGAUUAACUUUUAUCCUGUGGCUAAAUUUCCAGUUUUCUCACUGUAAUUUUGUUAUAAACUUUGCGAGUAGCCACAUUUAUUAAAGCGAAUGCAAUUCUAUACUCCAGUUUUCCUCACCAGACAUGAGGAAUAGAUUUUUACAGUGUCAUAAUAUGGAAAAUAAAAUUCACUUUGUACCCUGCAGUAAGUUGGUGCCCAUUUUACCAGCAUCUGGAAUCAAUUAGUCAGCAUUUUACACAUGGUAUAAUUAUGACUCAAUGGAAAAAAAGGUAAAAUAUGUUCAUAUAUAGUUUAAAACCCCUGGUGACCACCUGACCUUUUGGAGAUUUUUUUUCUAAUCACACUACCCCUUUGGGACUACCUCAACCCUUCACCAAGUAAAGGCAUACAAAUUACCCAAAAUGAUUUAAUGUAUGUCAAGUAACCUCUAGUUCACAUUGGCAAAGAAAAUUGAUUGUCAUUUCAUUUGUUUUCCAAUUUAAUGAAUGGAUUAGUUUCUUGCAUUGUCGGGAGUGGUUUAUGUGAUUUGUCCGAAGAUGUGACAUUUUUUAUUGUCUAUUACUUUGAUAAAGUGCCAGUGACAUUUCCUCUUGAACCGCUAGAGUCUUUCAAAUGAGAAUACAUCUAUGGUGAUCUUAGAUAUGAAAUGAAAGGAUCAUGAAACAAUAGCAUUGAGAAAUAAGGGCAUACUUCAAAUUUAGAACUAUGUAUAAUGAGACAGGAACAUGGAGUUGAUGAUGGUCUCCCAAUCCUGGUAUUUGUGAUGGUCUCAGAGGUGAAAGGCAGGGGUUUGGGAACUGUUAUCUCCUGGCAAGCCCAUGGUUAGCACAAUGGUGUCAUAGAUUUACUCUUUUUGUUUUAAAAAUACAUUUGAGCUAUAUUUGUAGAAUUAUUUUAUUAAUUGCAGGUGGUAAACAUGUGCCAUCUUAGCCGCUGUAGAUAUACUCGAUAUUGAAGAGUUAGGGUGCUGUAACUCGCAGCGUGUGUAAAACAGUGCCCAGCAGGCUGUGCGUUGAAAACUGAGCACAGCGGGCCGCGAGGAGCAGAGCCAUUGUGACAUCAUCAGCUUGUUAACUUUAAAAAAGAUUUCAGAUUUGUGAACAAUUUUAAUAAAUAACUCACAAAAUAAUUAAUCGAAUUUUCAGAUAAGGCAAUUUUUGACAUAGGUAAAUAUGUAUCAGAAUAUUUUUGACAUGAGGUAAAUAUCUAUCGGAAUAUGUAAACAUUUCACCAUUAGCACGUCGUGUUUUCGAGGAGAUGUGAAUCACAGACAAACGGCACACAAAUAAAUAAACACACACACACACACACACACACACACACACACACACACACACACACAUCCAAGAACAGAAUUUUAAUAGUUAGAAGAUAAAAUACAUAUUUAGCAAUUUUACUUUUAAAUAUGUAUGAAAAGCAGGUAAGCUAUUUCUUGCUUAAGCAUCAGUUACUUUAAAACAAGUGGAGUGUAAUCGUGAUUUAAUCAGGAAUAUUGGCACGUCUCCAAGUUGGUACAUUUAGUGGCUAUGUAACAUUUGAUAUAGAUAGAUAUUUGAAGUUGGAUCAAGCCUUUGCAAUAUAUUGAGACUGCAAUACAUCUCCAUCUAAUCAUUAAUUCAUCUGAAAAAAACAAAACCUCUUAAAACUGCAGUCAUCUUUCUUGAUGCAAGAUACAACACCGACCACUGGAAUGUUUUCCAUUUGAUAUCCAUUGAAUUUGUUUUACCUCAAUACCAGAGUAAAUCAAAUGCUGCCUUGAUGUCAAGAGAAAUGUGUUGUAACUCAGAGCAGGAAUGCUACCACUGAGGAAAACACUCAGCCCAUGAUGUAAAUGUAUUGUGUGAACGAAUGCUCACUGAUCAUGUUGCCCAGCUACAUAUGAUGACAGCUUUAGAUCUUGGUUCACUCAUCCACUGAUAUCUGCUUCAAAUUUGAGAACACCUGCAGCUCAAAUAAGGGAUAUGAUCAGUGAAGACCUCAAAAUUUGCCUUUAGUUCCUUCAAAGCACACUGUGAAACAGACCAGUGGGGGUGGUUCUUUGCAAUGCGAACACGUUCACCCUGCACAUGCACUUGAACAGAUCAUUAUUAGGAUCUCGGGUGAGGAAUUGCCACCAGAUUUCUGCCUGUUCCUUUUUGCUUUCUUUCUUUUCAGUUCUGCCCACUUCCUGAGCACAACGAGACUCAGGAACUUCUGCUAUCAGGCUUCUGAACAGUUCUUCCAUAAACUAGGGAACUGUUCGAUUCACCUCUCAUCCAUUAAAGACAUUGGACUUUACAUAUGGAACUGAUGCGCUACGAUGCUGAGAACUAUAUUCUAAAUUGUAUUUUCUCCUUAUGUCUAUUUAUUUUACCUGUGUAUGAAAUGAUUGUAUCUAUGUAAACAUAGAAACAUAUAAAAUAGGUGCAAGGGUAGCCCAUUUAGCUCUUUGAGCCAUGAUCAAUAUGAUCACGUCUGAUCAUCCAAAACCAGUUCCCCGUUCCUGCAUUCUCCCCAUAUCCAUUGAUUCUGUUAGGUUUAUCUGAUCUAUUUGGAUAACAUGCAAAUCAAAGCUUUUCACUGUACCUUGGUACAUGGGACAACAAUAAAACGAUACCUAAACACUUUAGCCAUGGCAAAGCUUUAUGCAAGUUGAAUUAUCUUUCAAGGUUUUUGCAGUCAAGGAUUUCUUAAAUUAAUUCCACCUUUUCAUUUAAUUCUUCAAAAACAUUUAAAUUUUAUCUUUUUGCAAUUUUGUUCCCUGUAAUGAAAAUCCUACACAAUUUACUAAUAUUGGACCAAGAACUGCUAAGGUGUAAUAAAGUGCACGUCACUUGUCAUUUUUUUUUUUGUUCUAACCUUCCAAGAGUAAAUGUGCCUGAAAUUGCAUUGGAAGUUUCAUUUUUUUUUUUGCAGUAAAGUCCAGAGGCUGAUGCCUCAACCACUAUUUCUGAUUGCUUUAAAUUUACUCCAGAAAAUUGAGAGAUCUUUAUUUUGAUGGGGAGAGUUUUGGUUCUGCUGCGCACCAGCCCAAAAGUGAUACAUUUUGAAGUACUGUGUUAUUACUAUGCAUUCUCCAAUUCACUAAUUAAAAUGCUGCAAAAUGGAUAAUUAUAAAAGAUAAAAUUGCAAUCAGGGAUCAGGCUUUAAUAGCAGCAGGAUACAGCUUUUGAAAUAAAUGAAAACUAGAUUUGUUUAUCUUCUGAUAGAAGCAUUAAAUCUAUUGUGAUUCCUAACUGUAAAUAAUACAAAAGAUAGUAUAUUUUUAAAUGAUCCUAACAUUUUUAUUUAUCUCUGAAACUCUUACUUAAUUAUAUGAAUCCUUACACUAACGAGUGAUAUUUUAUCCGUUCAUUUCAUGCAUUCAACAAUAUGCGUCAAAUAAGCUAUUUGAAUUGAUAUUUAAGUGUAUUUGGUUUUGUACAAAAUGACGUGUAUAUUUUAAGCAAUAUAAACAUAUUGGCUGGUAAUUAAUUAUAAGAAUGUGAUAACUUUAUAAAUUAUUAUGCGCAAUAUUCUUUUGUUUUAACGGCCAAUCUGGCCUUGAAUAAAGAUCAUAAUUUUCUUAUUUUAUGCUGUAUCUACCACGCAUUCAUUAACAAUAUCAAGAUUAUUUUCUGGUUAAAAUGUUUUCUACUAUUCAACUUAAAAAUAUAAGUAUAUAAUGUAUAAAAAUAUAAUGGUCUUGCCAUUUCUUUUUCAGAAUGAAAACUGUUUGUUUUCAAAUAAAGGAAUUGCAUACA
Messenger RNA from Leucoraja erinaceus (little skate), 19787 nucleotides. It is a transcript of the gene cspg4ba, whose product is annotated as chondroitin sulfate proteoglycan 4ba. NCBI's taxonomy places the organism in Eukaryota, Metazoa, Chordata, Chondrichthyes, Rajiformes, Rajidae. Bases 609 to 7733 code for a protein of 2374 amino acids. The transcript is spliced from 10 exons. The record is from RefSeq and is a predicted model, not a curated record.